Tilletiopsis washingtonensis is the source of this 630-nucleotide messenger RNA. RefSeq lists its product as hypothetical. The record is from RefSeq and is a predicted model, not a curated record. The transcript has a single exon. Lineage: Eukaryota; Fungi; Basidiomycota; Exobasidiomycetes; Entylomatales. The coding region runs from base 111 to 506 and encodes 131 amino acids.
CGCUGCACCGGUCCUUCGCAAGGAGCGCCCGACGCGCCGCGCGCGAGGUCUAGCCAAGAGGUGCUCCGUCUGGCAUUUGUGCGCAGUGUACGCCUUGGCUGUGAUGCUAGAUGGUGUCAAGAUCUUCAGGUCAGGCUCUGCGAUCAGUGCGUCAGAGCCUUCUCUUGCCGCACAGCAGGAGACGGGCGGCUCGCGGUGCUAGCACUGUUCACCGCUCCUCAGCAACUCGAAGCCACAGCGCUCGGGCUCCGGUCAGCCAGCAUGUACACAGCAGCAGGUACAGCAUGCGAGGAUGUGUGCUCCGCCUGGCAGCACAGUGCAAGGCGAGGCCGCUGACUACACAGCCAGGCCGUCUGAGUACGCAGGCUCUCCGAGCCGAGCCCGUCCAGCGACCGCGGCAGCCUCGGCGCAGCAGCCCCAUCGCUAUCGUAUCACGGCUUCCUGACACGCCUCCGAUUCUAGUGGCGCAGAGGUGGACUUGCGAUCUCCAGAUUGCCUCAGUCUAGCGCUGGCAGUGCCGAGUCAUGGCGGCGCCUGAUGCCGCGAGAGAUGUGGUUGUGCGGGGUGCACAGCUGCUGGCGAGGGUCUGCACCGCCUCCGCGCCUGCCGCUCUGCGGCUGCGCACGGCUC